GGGGCGGCGGCGGCCGGCGGUGCGCGCUGUUCUCGUCGGCGGCGGACGGGACCGGGCGGAGGACGCCGGACACCGGACAGCCGCGAGCGCCGCCGGCUGGUGGGGCGUGACCGCAGGUCUCCGGGAAGCCGUGGGGUCCAGCAAGUCUCCCAUCGCUGCAGCGCCUGCCUGACACGGUCGUCCUGCCUGGGCCCCUCCACAGAGGCAUCGCCAGGGAAGGGGGCCGAGAUGUCCAACCCCUUCCUGAAGCAAGUUUUCAACAAGGACAAGACCUUCCGCCCCAAGCGCAAGUUUGAGCCGGGCACCCAGCGCUUCGAGCUACACAAGAAGGCACAGGCGUCGCUGAAUGCCGGGCUGGACCUGAAGCUGGCCGUGCAGCUGCCCCCGGGCGAGGACCUCAACGACUGGGUGGCCGUGCACGUGGUGGACUUCUUCAACCGCGUCAACCUCAUCUACGGCACCAUCGGCGACGGGUGCACGGAGCAGUCCUGCCCGAUCAUGUCGGGCGGCCCCAAGUACGAGUACCGCUGGCAGGACGAGCACCAGUUCCGCAAGCCCACGGCGCUCUCGGCCCCCCGCUACAUGGACCUGCUCAUGGACUGGAUCGAGGUGCAGAUCAACAACGAGGAGCUCUUCCCCACCCACGUCGGCACGCCGUUCCCCAAGAACUUCCUGCAGGUGGUGAAGAAGAUCCUGUCCCGGCUGUUCCGCGUCUUCGUGCACGUCUACAUCCACCACUUUGACCGCAUCGCGCAGAUGGGCUCCGAGGCGCACGUCAACACCUGCUACAAGCACUUCUACUACUUCGUCAAGGAGUUUGGCCUCAUCGACACCAAAGAGCUGGAGCCACUGAAAGAGAUGACCGCGCGGAUGUGCCACUGAGAGCCCCUCGGCCCCGUGGUCACUGAGGCACUGCCCAGGAGACACGCUUGAGGGCCGUGUCUCUGGAACAUGGACCCAUACUUUCUAGAAAGCCCCGACAGUGAGCGAGCUCGGCGCCGUGGGUCUGCACGCAGCCACCCUGAGCCUGACUCCUUGGCAGGCAUCGAACUUGAACUCCAUGGUUCUAUGUGUGGAGCUCCUGGGAGAACCCACUUUGUGAACCACUUGCACUUGCCCCGUGGACCCACUGGACUGGCCGCCACAUGCAGCCGGUGACCCUGUGUCUGCUUUGCGACGCCCACAACGACCUCGCACCUGCUCCCCAGCUUCCCUGAGCCCCGUCAUGGAUCAUGAACGAUUGGGGUUUUCUCCCUGUGAGCCCCCCUCCCCCUCCUGAAUACACGGGGUGACUCUCCUGUCGGACCCUCUCCCAGGCUGCAGUCUUUACAAUUUUGCCAAAUAUUUAGCUGGAGUCAGCCUUCCUGCAGAUGCCUGACAACGUGAUGUGGAAGCCGUGUGUUUGCGUGGCCCUGUGUGGGGACGGGACCCCAGCCCCAGCACCGUCUCCCGUGGACACUGGGGCGGUGGCCAGGGCUCUGCCUGGGGCCGCACGGAAGUGACCACAGGAGCCCCGUCCUGCCCGUGCCUCCUCCCCGCCCGCACGCAGCGUCCUCAGUGGCCUUUUGCCGAGGCAGCCCUUCCAGUCUGGACUGCACCGGCUCCGAGUACCUCUGGGUGCGUGGGACGCUCGCAGGGGCGAGGGUGCCAUCACCCAACACCAAGCAAGUGCAAUUAACGUGACCUUGGCCUCGGUCCUUCUAGAAAGCCCCGGGUCCAGCUGGAGGAGGCCCAGCGAGGCAGCCCCCCCAGGACCCGAGAUGACCGUCUGAUUGAAUGUAGUCAAUGCAGAACCUCGGCCGAGCACCGCAACCACUGUGUCCCGGGGCUGCAGGCUGUCCCCGCGGCCCAGCGGGUCGGGGAAGGUGGCGGGGACUCUCCCCACCCUCCCUGCCCACGGGUGUUCCCGCGCGAGCAUCAGAAUAAAUUGCCGCCUUUGUACCUGG
Messenger RNA from Nyctereutes procyonoides (raccoon dog), 1946 nucleotides. RefSeq names its product MOB kinase activator 3A (gene MOB3A). Lineage: Eukaryota; Metazoa; Chordata; Mammalia; Carnivora; Canidae. The coding region runs from base 229 to 882 and encodes 217 amino acids. The transcript is spliced from 4 exons. Gene Ontology annotation, biological process: positive regulation of protein phosphorylation; signal transduction. Gene Ontology annotation, cellular component: nucleus; cytoplasm. Gene Ontology annotation, molecular function: protein kinase activator activity. The record is from RefSeq and is a predicted model, not a curated record.